Protopterus annectens (West African lungfish) is the source of this 1511-nucleotide messenger RNA. RefSeq names its product mannosyl-oligosaccharide 1,2-alpha-mannosidase IB-like. The coding region runs from base 1 to 1074 and encodes 357 amino acids. The record is from RefSeq and is a predicted model, not a curated record. Gene Ontology annotation, molecular function: mannosyl-oligosaccharide 1,2-alpha-mannosidase activity; calcium ion binding. NCBI's taxonomy places the organism in Eukaryota, Metazoa, Chordata, Ceratodontiformes, Protopteridae. The transcript has 7 exons. Gene Ontology annotation, biological process: carbohydrate metabolic process; N-glycan processing. Gene Ontology annotation, cellular component: endoplasmic reticulum; extracellular exosome; Golgi membrane.
AUGCAGUCUGCCAUUGUAGCAAUACUGAAUAGCAUUGUUUCUUGCUUGAUCAUCAACCUGUCUUUUCUUUUUCUUUUCUUCUGUUGUGUUGCACUUGACAGUGGUGUUGGAAGGAACUGGGGCUGGGCAUCUGCAGGUUGCAGCAUCCUUGCUGAGUUUGGAACACUGCAUAUGGAAUUUGUACAUAUUAGUUACUUGACAGGAAACCCUAUGUUUUACAAGAAGGUUAUGCAUAUUCGAAAACUGCUUCAAAAGAUGGAUCGCCCUAACGGUCUUUACCCAAACUACUUGAAUCCUAGAACAGGACGAUGGGGGCAGCAGCAUUCAUCUGUAGGUGGUCUUGGAGACAGUUUUUAUGAGUACUUACUGAAAGCCUGGCUAAUGUCAGAUAAAAGAGACACUGAAGCAAGGAGGAUGUAUGAUGACGCAAUUGAGGCCGUAGAAAAAAACCUGAUCAGGAAGUCAAAUGGUGGGCUUACAUUUAUUGGAGAAUGGAAGAACGGCCAUUUGGAGAGGAAGAUGGGUCAUCUCACCUGUUUUGCUGGUGGAAUGUUUGCACUGGGGGCAGAUGGUUCACCCAGUGAUAAAGCUGGUCAUUACCUACGAUUAGGAGCUGAGAUUGCACAUACCUGUCAUGAGUCUUAUGACAGGACAGCAUUAAAACUUGGUCCAGAAGCAUUUAAAUUUGAUGGUGGAAUAGAAGCAGUGGCAGUACGGCAAAGUGAAAAAUAUUAUAUUCUCCGUCCUGAAGUGAUUGAAACCUACUGGUAUAUGUGGCGAUUUACUCAUGAUCCAAAGUACAGAAGGUGGGGCUGGGAAGCUGCUCAGGCUAUUGAUAAACAUUGCAGAGUAACAGGUGGAUUUUCAGGUGUUAAAGAUGUUUAUUCUUCAACUCUGUCAUAUGAUGAUGUUCAGCAAAGCUUUUUCCUAGCAGAAACACUGAAGUAUUUAUAUCUUCUUUUUUCUGGAGAUGAACUUUUACCUCUGGACAAUUGGAUUUUCAACACAGAAGCUCAUCCUCUCCCUGUGUUAAACUUAUCAAAUAACUCCUUGUCAGGAAGCAUCACCUUUUAAUAAAUAUUCCUAAGGCAAGAAGAAAUUUUGCUCAUCAGUACUUCUUUAAUCAGACAUUUGUUUUAAAGAUGAUCUUUUAAUGCAUAGCUCAGAUGAACUAUCUUCAUAUGCAUUGUGAAAGAGGACAAGUAUGAUCAUACAGCAGACCUAUGGAAACUCCUUACUUGACCAAAGUGCUGCAAUGUUUCAUAUAUGAUUGUGAACAAAUCCACUUGUUUCACUCAGAAAACAGUAGCAUUCCAAAGGAAAGUUUGCUUCUGAAUAUCCUUACUUUAAAGUGAAAGAAAUGUUAUGAAUAAAACACCAUCUAGUAAGCAUGAUGAAAAUGCAUGUUGAUGUAUUAUUAGAUUGGUCUAAGGGAGAUAAACUAAAUUUGCACUUAAAUAGUUCAGACCUGUUGAAUAACUGUAAAAUAAGUGUGACUGAUUUAAGAAAGU